Nicotiana tabacum (common tobacco) is the source of this 1867-nucleotide messenger RNA. RefSeq lists its product as uncharacterized. Lineage: Eukaryota; Viridiplantae; Streptophyta; Magnoliopsida; Solanales; Solanaceae. The record is from RefSeq and is a predicted model, not a curated record. Gene Ontology annotation, cellular component: mitochondrial small ribosomal subunit. Gene Ontology annotation, molecular function: structural constituent of ribosome. Gene Ontology annotation, biological process: mitochondrial translation.
AUUCCUAUGUUAUUUCCCUGUAUAGUAUCUACUUAACACUUCGUUGAAACAGAGGGAGCUAAAACCCUAAAACCAUGAGACGAGCUCUUUCUUCUUUGUGCUCUCGCAAUUUCCACCUCUCUCAAAACUUCAAAUCAAAUCUGAAUUAUAUCAACAGCAGUGGCAGUAAAAUCAUACACUCCCCAGUUGUUUCUCAUUUCCCUUCAAAGUUUAGAUUCUUCUCAUUAUCAGAAAAUGAUUCAUCGAAUCAGAACGCAUCUGAACCCAGCCCUCAGUCCCAGACUAUCUUGGCCGAACCCACAAAGAAAGAGGUCUCUCUCAAUGUUGAAGAUAUCAACAAUAAAGAGUUGAAGACGCGGAUUGAGGAGUACUUCAACAAAGGCAAUGAAGAGGCUCUUCCGUCAAUUCUUGAAGCAAUUUUAAAGAGGAAAUUGACGAGAAAGCAUGAGCAUACAGAUGAUGAGUUAAUGGAGGAGCUUCAAAUGAAACCCCUGGAUGAUGUAAAUGACCAAGAGUUUGAAUCAGAUUUCGAGGAUGCUCACUCCACUGAUGAAGAGAUUGAAGAUUUGUAUGACACAACGGAUUUAGUGAAAAGGAGAAUGGCAUCUGAUCAAUUUUUCAACAUGGAUGAUAGAAAGUGGGAUGAUAUGAUAAAAGAGGCUACCGAGCAUGGGUAUCUUAAGGAUACGAAGGAGUGUGAGGAAAUUUUGCAGGAGAUGCUUAGCUGGGAUAAAAUUCUACCUGACGAAAUUAAGAAGAAGGUGGAGGUUAAGUUUGAUGAGAUAGGUGAAAGGGUUGAAAAAGGUGAGAUUACUCCUGAAGAAGGCUAUGCAUUGUUCAAGGAGUUUGAGGAUGGGGUGGUCGUGGAGUGGGCAAAACUGAUGGAGAAGGAUGCUCCACAGUUUGAUGAGAAUAUGUUGCCAGAUAAGAACAAGAAUUUGGAUGACCCGCCAGGUGAAGGGCCGGUUCUUAGAUGGCAAACAAGGGUGGUCUUUGCUCCUGGUGGUGAUGCAUGGCAUCCAAAAAACAGGAAAGUCAAAUUGGCUGUUACGGUGAAAGAGUUGGGUCUGUCAAAGCAUCAAUUUCGUCGCUUAAGAGAGUUGGUUGGAAACCGCUACCAUCCUGGGAGAGACGAGCUUACAAUAACUAGUGAAAGAUUUGAACACCGCGAGGAGAAUAGGAAGGACUGCCUGAGGACUCUAUUUGGUCUCAUUGAAGAGGCUGGAAAGGCUAACAAAAUGGUAGAGGAUGUUCGAACUUCAUAUGUGAAGCAGAGACUCAAAGCAAAUCCUGCAUUCAUGGAAAGGCUGCGUGCAAAAACCAUGAAGCUAAAAGAAUCUAGCUUGCUGCAUGCAUGACAUAAGCUCUUUCCAGCUGGCAUUUUCUUGUAGAAGAUAAAGGAGAGGUUAUUGAUGUGCCUUCUCUUUGAUAUUUUAGAACGUUUUUCCACAUUCACAAUUAGUACAGGUUUGCAAGGGCAACUCUUACAUGGUCUGGUGCGAAAGAAUUAUCAGUUACUUUUGGUGGCAUCUUCUUAAAAACAAAGUUCUUUCCUUCAUUACAUGGAAGCACUUCAUAUCUGACUUGUGCUUCUCCAUUAACAUCCAUAUAUUGGCAGAAGCUCGAAUUAUGAUAGCCCGGCCGAAUAGAAAGACUGAUCGCUCAACUAUGCUUGCUUUUUCCUGAUUUGAACUCCUUGAAAUUUUGUUUCGGUGAUAGCAUAGGUUCAAGUUUUCAACAUGCUUUAUCUAGCUAGGCUUUGAUAACUUUAGAUACCUUCGGACAAGUGACUUGAUAUAUGUGGUUUUACUCUUAAAUCAUAGAGGUAAUCUUGACCUUUUAAUCCAGUUUGUAUGAAAUUAAUCUA